AUGGAUUCUCAACCUUCUGUCCCUCUCCCACAGAGCCAAGUGGCUCUGGCUUGCAGAAUCUGCGCCUGUGAACUACAAGACAGACACGCCCUCAGUGAACAUCAUAAAACUCUGUGGCACUUGUACAACAUGCGUCGCCGCAGUCAACAGUUGCCGUCUAUCCCUGAAGCUGAGUUUAAGAGAAAGACUGAACUGUUACGUUUAGCUCGAGAGUAUGCGGAGGGGUGUGGUUCGCUUGGGACCUCCCAGCACAUGGCUGUACAGGAACAGGGGCUCACAGGCGCUGCGGCUGACUUUCAUGCUGCCGUGCGCUGCAAUGUUAAAGGGAAAGACCACUUAAAGAAACAUCAGGGCUAUCAGAGAAGCGAGAGAGGUGUGACAACGUCAGCUUCAAGGGGCAGCAGCAGACAGAAAGCAACAGCAAAGGCUGCAGCUGCUGCAUGGCGUGCUGCGCUGUUACAGCAUCCAGAGAGGUGCAACUUAUUCGAACAGAUGCCCGCAUUCCCUUCAGCCGCAGAAAACCUAAGCUACAUGCGCAAGACAUACGGAUUUUUUGUCCCAGACGAGGAAUACUGCGUGAACUUACCAGGGCUUUUGCGCUGCUUGUGGCAGGAGCAGCAGAAACAGCCACGCUGUCUGUUUUGCUGCAGAGGGUUUAAGGGUAUUCGCGCCGCACUCCAGCACAUGCAGCAGCAGCGGCACUUCCAGCUCAAGUGGGACGAAGAGCAGCAAGACAUGUUGCACCGCUUUUAUGACUACAAGAGGUCUUAUUACGAGCUCUUGGGAAGGCUUCCUGAAGUGAAGAACGCGCAGCUAGUGCUCCCUGACAACCCCAGCAGCAGUAUACAGGACGCAACGUCCCCCUUAGCAGCAGCAAAACAAGCAGAACGGUCAUUGGAAGCGGAGGCAGAAGUGGUAGCAGGCGAAGAUGAAGGCGAUUGGGAGGACUGCAGCAGCGACGAGGAGGGCAGCGCGAAUGCCGCCUCAGAGCAGCGAAGACUUGAAGAGAUGCUUCAAGCCAGAGGAUGGCGGCAUGCACGCGUGACUGAUGAGGGGAACUUGCAACUCCCUAGUGGCCAAGAAGUGCUGCAUCGAUCCCACGCAAUUUUUUGCCGUCAGCGCGUCAGGCGUGUGGAACGUCAAGAGGCCGAGCAGUGUGUGCUACGCGAUAUGGCAAGAGGCCUAAUCCUGCCGAACGUGAGUACCAUCAGCAAGUGGUCCGUAGCUCUCUACAAGCGGCACAAGCUUCACAAACAACUCAAGGUGUCAAGGGGUGACACACAUAUGCGACAGGAGCAGCGCGUGAUGCUGGCUCCGCAGCAGCGCCGUCUGAUCUGGAAGCGAGAGGCGGAGCAACAGAGAAGGUUGCAGCAGCAGCGCAUGAAAUUGGGCAUCAUGGCAAACAUUCUUAACCGGACGAUGCUGAGGGACACUAAGUACUUUUUGUGA
This is a messenger RNA of Eimeria necatrix, 1449 nucleotides long. RefSeq lists its product as hypothetical. The coding region runs from base 1 to 1449 and encodes 482 amino acids. NCBI's taxonomy places the organism in Eukaryota, Apicomplexa, Conoidasida, Eucoccidiorida, Eimeriidae. Gene Ontology annotation, biological process: ribosomal large subunit biogenesis. The record is from RefSeq and is a predicted model, not a curated record. The transcript is spliced from 7 exons. Gene Ontology annotation, cellular component: preribosome, large subunit precursor.